Elgaria multicarinata webbii is the source of this 4093-nucleotide messenger RNA. RefSeq names its product oxysterol binding protein like 11 (gene OSBPL11). The coding region runs from base 130 to 2412 and encodes 760 amino acids. NCBI's taxonomy places the organism in Eukaryota, Metazoa, Chordata, Lepidosauria, Squamata, Anguidae. Gene Ontology annotation, molecular function: sterol binding. Gene Ontology annotation, cellular component: membrane; cytosol; intracellular membrane-bounded organelle. The transcript has 14 exons. The record is from RefSeq and is a predicted model, not a curated record.
CGGAGGGCGUAAGCGGGGCUGAGGGGGCUGCCGGAGGAGGAGGAGGAGGAGGGUGUUCGCGUUUCAUGUGUUGCUGCUAACUUGCACCCUCCCACCCUUGUGGGUGGGGGUGGCUUGACAUACGCUGCCAUGCAAAGUGGGGAACCUGUGGCGGCACCUGCAGCAACAGCUAUGAAAGUCUCUGAAAGUGAAGGCAAGCUGGAGAACUUGCUCCCAGCCCAGAAUUGCACAAGCAAGAGCAGCAGUAGUAGUGGCAUCAGCACUAGUGGGCUCAGCAGUAGCCGAGGAGGGAACAGUACCAAAAGCUGGCAGUACAGUGAUCACAUGGAAAAUAUUUCUGGCUAUUUAAUGAAAUAUACAAACCUUGUCACAGGCUGGCAGUACCGGUAUUUUGUCUUAAACAAUGAAGCUGGCCUCUUGGAGUAUUUUGUGAAUGAACAGUCCAGAAAUCAGAAGCCAAGAGGUACCUUACAACUGGCUGGAGCUGUGAUAUCCCCUAGUGAUGAAGAUUCUCAUACUUUUACGGUGAAUGCCGCUAGUGGAGAGCAAUAUAAGCUGAGAGCUACUGAUGCCAAGGAGCGGCAGCAUUGGGUGAGCAGGCUUCAGAUAUGUACCCAACACCAUACUGAAGCAAUUGGAAAGAACAAUCCUCCUCUGAAAUCCCGCAGCUUCUCUCUUGCAUCUCAAGGAAGUGGUUCUCCUGGUGUGCAGAGAAGGCCCAGCCAAAAUGCAGCCUCCUUUUUUAAUGUUGGCCAUCACAGGUUGCCAACAGGGAAAAGAAUUCCCAUUCUUCAACCAGAUCAUUUAAUUGAUGUACGAGAGAAGAUGUCUCAAGCUGAGGGACAGCAGAGAGACUUGAUAAGAAGCAUAGAAUGCCUUCCUGCCUCUGGUCAUCUUUCUUCUUUGGACCAAGACCUGUUGAUGCUCAAGGCAACCUCCAUGGCAACAAUGAAUUGCUUAAAUGACUGUUUUCACAUUCUCCAGCUACAGCAUGCAUCACAACAGAAGGGAUCCUUAUCUACUGGAACAACUAUCAGUUGGUUGGAACCAAAGCUCUCCCUGCCAAACCACUUCAAAAAUGGAGCAGAUCAGAAUUUCUCAGCAGAUGAAAACAAGCCAUCAUCUGUCAUGGAGGACCAGUCCAUUUCGGAUUCCAGUCAGCUAACCAGGGAACCAGAGGAAAUAAACCCAGAUGAGGAACUAGAGGAUACAUGUGACAAUAAAGAGGAUGACCUUGGAGCCGUGGAAGAACAGCGUAGUGUUAUCUUGCAUCUCCUGUCUCAACUCAAACUUGGCAUGGACUUAACAAGAGUGGUUCUUCCCACUUUUAUUUUAGAGAAACGCUCUUUGUUGGAAAUGUAUGCCGACUUCAUGUCCCAUCCAGAUCUCUUCAUUGCAAUUUCAAGUGGCACCAGCCCCGAAGAGAGGAUGAUCCGCUUUGUUGAGUAUUACCUCACUUCUUUUCAUGAAGGUCGCAAAGGAGCAAUUGCGAAAAAACCAUACAAUCCGAUCAUCGGGGAAACGUUUCACUGCUCGUGGAAGAUGGCGAAGAGCCACGUGCCAUCUGACACAAAUAGUAACUCUUCUUCCCAGUCCCUCUCUGAGCAAGUGACUGUCUCAGAGGAGUCACAGGACCAAGCAGAGUUGGACAGUUACACAGUCAGAUUUGUAGCGGAACAAGUGUCUCAUCAUCCUCCAGUCUCAGGGUUUUAUGCAGAAUGUGGAGAGAGGAAGAUGUGUGUUAAUGCUCAUGUCUGGACAAAAAGUAAAUUCCUAGGCAUGUCAAUAGGAGUGACUAUGGUUGGAGAAGGUAUUUUAAGUCUUCUGGAACAUGGAGAAGAAUACACGUUUUCUCUGCCAUGCGCAUAUGCUCGGUCAAUUUUGACUGUCCCUUGGGUAGAACUGGGAGGAAAAGUCAGUGUUAAUUGUGCAAAAACAGGAUAUUCUGCUAGUAUUACUUUCCAUACCAAGCCAUUCUAUGGUGGGAAGCUUCACCGUGUCACUGGUGAGGUGAAGCAGAACGCUACCAACACUGUGGUCUGUAGAGUGCAAGGUGAAUGGAAUAGUAUCCUUGAAUUCACCUAUAACAAUGGGGAGACAAAAUGCAUGGACUUGUCAAAACUGUCUGUGACUAGGAAACGAGUACGACCCAUUGAGAAACAAGGGCCAUUUGAGUCCAGGAAACUGUGGCAGCAUGUGACAGAGUCCCUGAGGGAAGGGGACAUUGAUAAGGCAACUGAGCAUAAGAAAGCACUUGAAGAACGGCAGAGAAAUGAGGAGCGGCUCCGGGCUGAGACAGGCACGCCGUGGCAUACUAAGUACUUUGUUAAAGAUGGCGAUGGCUGGGUUUAUUAUAAUCCCCUUUGGAAAAGGUUGCCUGCUGUACAAAAUCAAGAAGUGGACACAAACUAGAUGGCAUUUCUUCAAAAUUAUUCAUCUCUUUUAUCUAAUCCCCACAACUUCCAAAAUGCUGUAUCUCACUAAGAGUCCUUUGGGAUUUUUUUAUACAAUUGCACAAAAUUAAAUAAGCAUAAAGGAAUAAAACUACUAGGGCACUUUAAAGUUGCAGAAAAUCAAAAGGUAGAGAGAGAACCUUGCCAGGUAUAUCUCCCCCCCACCCCCCUCAAAAAACAUUUUAUAUGGCGCUCAAGAUUUUAUCUGAACUGUAUAUUGUGUUCUUUCUAAGCACACUCUACUACUGCAAAAGCUGCCUAAGAUGUGUUUGGUUUUUUUAAAAAAACAAAACGACUCCAUCUAGAAGCAGUGGCAUUCAGAGCUGUUUUGCCCAAGUGGAUUUACCUCUGGGGUAACACCUGAACAGUGUUUCAGAAUCUGUGCUUCAGUUUCCACUCAUUUCUGAAUUACUCAGUGCCCAUUUAAAGAGGAAAACACCUUUUGCUGCUCUGAAAUAACCUCGCUGAAUAUCUUGAAGAAGAAGCUUUUCAUAAGUUUGACCUUGGAAUCAGUGUUACGAACCAUCUGGAUCAGGACUUGGCACUACUUCUUAAAAUUAUUCUUCGAAAGCAAUGAGUGCAUGGCUGUGGAAGAAUGAGGGACUCCUGUAAGCCACACCUUUUCUUUUCUUUUUUAAAGCAUUCUAAAAUAGAUUAGAAUUGUAACUAUAUUCCCCUUCCCCGAAAGAGCUGAGUGGAGAGCAAUGUGGGGCAAGGGGUAAAAAUCAGAACAAUUUUCAGCUACACAUUCCCCUCUCCCACCCCACCCCAGCGUCAUUUCCUUAGCAAACUGCUCAUAAUUGCUUCAUGCUGUAAAUACCAUGAAGAUGUUCCAUCUCUUUAAAGACCAAGGCCUAGAUGAAAAAAGAAAAGUAUUAAUUUCCUUCAACUCUCUGCCCCCCUUUCUCUUUGGAUCAUUUCUGGGACAGAGUCCGGACUGUCCUAGGCAAGUAAUUUCAUUUGUCUUCUCUUUAUGUUCAAAGUCCAACAUCUGUACGUUCCCACGGAGUACAAAGACUGUCACUUUGUUUUUUCUAUAGUACCUGAAAAGGCUUGUUUUUUGCUAUGGGACUGCAUUCAUAACCAAAUGCAAUCUGAUAUCAGGAAACCAUGUUCAGGUAAAAUGUCCCUUGUUUUUUAUGAUACAGAUAUUUUAUUGAAAUCUAAGAAUUGCUGGCAAUUAAGAAUAGUACUGAUUUAUGGCUUUCAUUCUUGUUGUUACUACAAGCUACCUUAAUUUUUCUAAGAGUGGUGCCUUACUCUGUUUCUUCUGAUGUAGUCUUCCAAUCAGUGUAUAUACCAUAAUCUGUCACCUUCUGGUUUUGUCAACAGUGGGGCUUCUCCCUACCAUCAUGAAAACUUACGAACUGUGUGUGUGCUGGUCAAGUGUUUUUAUUUUAUUUUUCUUCCAUAUUAAGGGAAAUAUUGGAAUGCAUCCAAGAGUGGUUGACUAACAAUACUCAUUUUCCACAAAGGCUGAAAAGCGUGCAGAGAAAAGAAGUUUGGGGUUUUAUGCACACGUGUUCAGAUUCCCUUGUACAUUUUUUUUGCUGUGAAAUGCACUGAAAUCUUAAUGCGAGCAGUGUACAAUUCCAUGUGUAAGAAAUGGAGAGGAAAGGAAAUAAAGCUACCAAAAGGAA